Molecule: messenger RNA, 1110 nt
Organism: Penicillium longicatenatum
Lineage: Eukaryota; Fungi; Ascomycota; Eurotiomycetes; Eurotiales; Aspergillaceae
Product: putative C6 finger domain protein
Exons: 3
Coding region: 1-1110 (369 amino acids)
Biological process (GO): regulation of DNA-templated transcription
Molecular function (GO): zinc ion binding; DNA-binding transcription factor activity, RNA polymerase II-specific
Source: RefSeq, a predicted model, not a curated record
AUGCCCGCGGCUGUCGAGGCGAUGGCAACUACACCGAAUUCACAGAGCGCUAUGGAUGCGAGUAAUGCGGAUAAAAAGCGUAACAAGUUGGGGUAUCAUCGGACAUCUGUCGCAUGUGUGCACUGCCGACGACGAAAGAUUCGAUGUUUGGUAGCUCCGGACGAUUCGCAAGGACGAUGUGAAAAUUGUAUUCGAUUGCGAAAGGAAUGUCAAUUUUUCCCGGUCGACCAACAGCCUCCAAUUGAGAAAAAGUCGCGGCCGACCUCGCGACUGGAGACGCAACCACCGGCAGAUCACUCGACGACGUCAAUUGCUUCGUCACCGACCAAUGUGAAAUUCGAUUCUGCGGAACCUUUCUAUCCGUAUCCGCAAAUUCCUUUGAAUGUGUCAUCUGGUCAGGAUAUCUCUACUUUUAACCCAGCCGUGUAUGCUGGUCACCCCAUGUCGGGCUUUGCGCCAGAUCGACCAAUGGGCGGGGAAUUCCCAACGCAUCCCACGAUGGAAACGGGUGUCCCAUGGGAUGAAUUCACAACGAUAUCAGACCCCCAAAUGUUGGCCACAAUGGCCGCGAAUAAGAGCCAGAUGAUGAAUCUAUCACCGAACGUCUGGACUUCCGGCUCAGUACCAACCGGCUUGUCACCCAGCUCACCAAUGUCCGGCGCGUCUCCAAUGUCCGCUCAAGCACAGCCUAUGAACACUCCCACCUACGCCAUGCAGCCCGACGGAACAGUGUGGCAAGUCCCACCACCACCGCAACAACCAUCAAGAGCGAUGAGCUACCCCGGUCAGGAAAUGAGUCCCUCCUAUCAAAAUCAAUUUCAACCUCAAAUGCCUCCAGACCUGAAGAGGAGAAUGACAACACCCGCCCAGUCCCUUUCCGCUUCAAGUACCGGUGCACACAGCUCGCCUGGUUCAGCGUCUGAUAUGCAACCUCCAGGCCCAGUACCUUACCCACCUCAACCAGGCAUGGAGUAUGCUCAGUGGCCCAUGAACACCAUACCACAGGGUUUUCCAUACCCCAUAUACGCAGGCGAAGCGGUUCCACAACAACCUUUUCCCACUAACCCUCCGAUGGGACAUCCGGGGGCUUCGGGACGUUCAGGACCUUGA